AUGAUCGAGGAUCCAGCAGCAUCGAUUAUUCCAUUUAUCGCGAAUGUGGGGAUCAAUGAUGAGAAAGCCCAGGAAAUAGCCAUUGGGCUUAGCGAAGGCGUGGUGCAGCGUCGGUUUAAGCUCCUGGAUUUGGUAGUCGCUUUAAAAGAGGAAUUGCUAUCUAACGAGGCAUCGCAAAGACAAAAGGCUUUGCAUUGUUUGUCAAGCGUUCUUGCAGAGCUUCCUGAGGAUCAACUAUCGAAGAAUGAAGUGUCCGUUGUAUUUUCCUUCUAUUUAUCCAAGUAUGAAGACUCAAACUUGAUUAAAGAAACCUUGCACGGACUUUCCUCUCUGGCCAAAAUGAGAUACAUGUCGCGCGAGAAUACUGAAUCCUUGAUGGAUUUACUGACUAGCAAAUACCAAUCAGGAUCCUUCUUGGCUCCAGUGAGAUAUUUCGCUUUUGAGACAAUCAAAAACAUAUAUAUGAGAAACGAAACAAAGCUGGUGGCUGAUAACGAUUUUGCCGACGUUUUUGUCAAAUGCUAUAUUCACGUUGUCAGUGGCGAGAAGGAUCCGCGAAACCUACUUAUCUCCUUCAAGUUAAGUAGGCAAAUGACAUCGACUUUGAAGAAUAUCAGCAAAUUCAAAGAAGAAUUGUUUGACAUCUUAUUUUGCUACUUUCCUAUCACCUUCAAACCUCCCAAGGAUGAUCCCUACAAAAUUUCUAAUGCUGAUUUAAAGUUAGCUCUGAGGUCGGCCAUGUCGGCCAAUGCUGAAUUUUCUGAAGAUGCCUUUGGAAAUUUGAUUGAUAAACUGACAGCGUCUUCACCAGUUGUGAAGAAUGAUACACUCUUGACUUUAAAGACCUGCGUUGACAAUUUUGGCGGGGAAGCCCUAGUAGACAACUGGCUACCAUUGUGGAAUGCCCUCAAGUUUGAGAUUAUUCACGGUAAUGAUGAGAGUAGCCCAAUCGUCCCUGUCGGGCAAUCAGAGCCUUCUGGUGACAAUGUCAACAAUUAUCAGGAGGCAUUGAACGUCAUGAAAUCACUGUCAUAUGGGCUGAUUACAUUUGAUGGGAUAGCUUUCGAGAAGUUUUUUGGUCAUAUUUACGAGGAGCUGAAGCCCAAUUUUACUCAUGACAAAGACCUCAAGCAAAGCUGUUGCAUAUUGGCAUCCAUCGGCUCUGCGAAUGUCGAUACGUUUAAUAAAGUUAUCGAGAGUAGUCUACCCCUUUUUCUCAGCAAUACUUCUGCAACUGCAAAGCUCAAGCUGAUAAUAAUGAAUCUGUCGUUUUUUUUCAAGGCAUAUGCUGAGGUAUUCAACACGAUGGACUCGUCAGAUGAGAAAAUAAGAAGCAAUAAAUUACUUUCAUUCAAAGACGAGAUCCUAAUGAUUUUGAGUAAAGCUUUGACGGGUACUUCGAAGGUAGAAACGACGUUACGCACGCUAGCGGUCAUCCAAUUCACGAAAAUGACCACAAUGAAGGACUUCCUAGAUAAGGAUGAAGUUGCUCUGAUUAUUCAGUAUCUAACCGAAACUAUCCUCACUGAUGAUAAUAAAAACAUCUACUGUGCAUGUCUAGAAGGUCUCAAGACUAUAGGUGAUACGCAUGAAGAGACGAUACUUCAUGUCUCGCUUACGAGGAUGCUUGAUCUUUUACCUGUGUCUGAGAAGGCCAUCUCAAUGAAUAGCGAACCAAUAGAAAGAGAAAGCGUUUUGAGAGUCCUUUUGGAUUUCACGACUUCCAAACACAGUCUAGUUAAUGAGAGCUUGAUUAAAAUAUCUUCGAAAUCAAAUUCGACUGCCCGCUGUGGAGAUGACAGUGAAUAUUGCUUUUUGCUUGCAUCAGCAUUAUUCACUCUAAUGGUAAACAAUAUCGAUUCAAUGAGUGAAUCAGAUGCUAUUCUGCUAAAGGAAAACGUAGAACCCCUUCUGCUCCAGUUGUUGACCGAAGACUCGAAUGUCUUUAUCAAAGAUCAUACUAGAAUGCUGCUUUCCAAUGUCCUAUUUUUCAUCAGUCUCAAGCUCCCAGUCGCCCAACACCAGCAAAAUUUGGAGACAUACAAAGAGUUGUUCAACAGCAAGUUGAAGAUUUUUGAAAAGCCGGCCCACCACGUAUUUCCGUUUGUGCAACUUCUUGCGGCCGCGAGUAAUAACUGCAAAUUUGAGGAUGCUGAUUCGAUAUUUGAGAAGGCUAUAAGGUUGAUCACUAGCAAGCAUCCAAUCUCAGAAUUUGAAAAACUUGGCUAUCUGGAACUUCUGAUGGUAUUGAGUAAUAAAUGGGUUCCAGAAGAUACGAUAGAGCGCCUAUGCGAUUGGGAUGAUCUUUCCUUUUCGAAUCUAGAAACCCUGAUAUGGAUCGGAAAAGGGUUGAUUAUGCGCAACUGCGAUAUGGGACUCACGUUUCAAGAGAGAUUAGCGGAUAAGCUUUCCAGGGAAGACGUUGGAUCUUUCGUAGCCAAGAAGUUUGAGGUUCUGGUCACUGACCUGGUCUUAAUGGGGAAAUAUAAGGGCGUUCCACUCAGUAACAAUGUUCGACUUUUGUACAAGCAAAAGUACUUCAGCGAAGUGUUUCCAAAACUGCUCGAUCAGCACAAAAGGACCAGCAACCUUCUAGUUAAGGCAAAUUAUUUGACGGCAUUAGCCUUGACUGCAAAACACAUCCCGCCCAAAGUAAUGGAGCCCUACAUGCCAGAGUUCACACCAAUAUUACUGCAGGCUUUGAACCUACCGAUGGCAGAGGUGAAAGUAUCAGCACUGAAGACACUAAAAGACACAGUGAAGAAACACAACCAGCUAGCCACCGAGUAUGCUCAGUCUUUGUAUCCGGUUCUUCUCAAACUGGUUCUGCCGGGACCUUUCAACGACGUUCAGGUUAGGCUGCUGUCGUUGGAGCUUCUGGAGACGCUGUCAGCUGUAGUCCCAAUUAAUUACAGCCAGCCGCACAAGAACGACAUCAUCAGAGGCUUGGAACCCGUCCUGGACGAUACCAAGCGGAUUGUCAGGAAGCAGUGCGUGGCCACAAGACAGGCCUUCUUCGAAUUAGGCCAAGUACCAUUCGAUUGA
Molecule: messenger RNA, 3045 nt
Organism: Torulaspora globosa
Lineage: Eukaryota; Fungi; Ascomycota; Saccharomycetes; Saccharomycetales; Saccharomycetaceae
Gene: MET18
Product: Met18p
Exons: 1
Coding region: 1-3045 (1014 amino acids)
Biological process (GO): iron-sulfur cluster assembly
Cellular component (GO): cytosolic [4Fe-4S] assembly targeting complex
Source: RefSeq, a predicted model, not a curated record